ACAUAUAACAACUAUUGAACUAGAAGUAUCUCAAGUCUCAGUUCUCAUCUACCAAUAUCUAACAUAAGUGACACUACCGUUCAAGGCUCCAGCUAUAAAAACCGAAUCAUGCAAACAUAAUUUUUCAUUCCUUCAUUCUCAAACGAACUUCUUUCAAUACCCACUCUCUCAGUAAUACAAAGCUUUCUUGAUUUCACCAUUCACCAGCAAUGGCUUCUCAUGGGAACCAACUUACUUCAAUCUUUUCUCUGAUGUUCAUCAUGUUCAGUACAUUGUUUCUCAUUAGCGGCAACCACGUGACGAUGGUUCAAGCAGGUCGUUAUCUAUUGGAGACGACACAAACUGUUCCAGAGAUUCCAAAACCUACAUUACCUAAAUUUGAACUACCACCAUUUCCUGAGAUCCCAAGCUUUCCAAAGCCAGAAUUGCCACAGUUGCCAAAGCUUGAAAUUCCGGUUCUACCGAAACCAGAGUUGCCAGCACUGCCCAAGAUUGACAUCCCGUCAUUUCCAAAGCCCGAGUUUCCAUCAUUUCCUAAACUUGAAAUCCCUUCUCUGCCUAAGCCCGAAUUGCCAUCAGUUCCAAAGACUGAAACAGCGUCUUUAACCGAGAAGCCUGAGGUGCCAAAGCUUGAAGUUCCAACUCUGCCAAAACCUGAAUUGCCAAAAUUCGAUGUGCCUACUACAAUUCCAAAGCCUGAGUUGCCGAAGCUUGAAAUCCCAAAGCCAGAGUUGCCAAAGCUUGAAGUCCCAAAGCCAGAGUUGCCGAAGCUUGAAGUCCCAAAGCCUGAGUUGCCGAAGCUUGAAGUCCCAAAGCCUGAGUUGCCAAAGCUGGAAGUUCCCAAGCCAGAAUUACCGAAGCCCGAGUUGCCCAAGACAGAACUCCCUAAGCCUGAACUUCCCAACCCUGAGUUGCCAAAGACUGAAUUGCCGAAGCUGGAAAUUCCCAAGCCUGAAUUACCAAAACUUGAUAUCCCAACUUUUCCAAAGACUGAAACGGUGUCUUUAACCGAGAAGGCAGAGGUGCCAAAGCUUGACGUUCCAACUCUGCCAAAACCUGAGUUGCCAAAAUUCGACGUGCCUACUCUUCCAAACCCUGAGUUGCCGAAGCUUGAAGUCCCAAAGCCCGAGUUGCCAAAGCUUGAAGUCCCAAAGCCUGAGUUGCCGAAGCUUGAAGUCCCGAAGCCUGAGUUGCCUAAGACAGAACUUCCUAAGCCUGAGCUGCCAAAGACUGAAUUGCCAAAGCUGGAAUUUCCCAAGCCUGAAUUCCCAAAAUUUGAUAUCCCAGCUUUUCCAAAACUUGAAUUCCCCAAGAUCCCUGCUGAUUUUCCUAAACCUGAACUACCCAAGUUUGAAAUCCCAAAACUGCCAGAAUUGCCUAAGAUUCCAGAAACUCUACCAAAACCAGCAUUGCCUGAGCUUCCUAAAGACUCUCACUCAACCAGCCCUUGAUUGAAUAGUUUCUGAUUUCGAGAUUUUCUAUUCAGUUUGGUAUCCCGAUGGUUUAUGGUUUGUAUAUGUCAUGCCUAUCUUGCUUGCUUUCUAGUUUUCUGUAAUAUUUGGUUCAUACUGAUGCCGUAUACGUUGUUUAAUUUUUUACAGCAGUAUAUAUGUUAUGUCAUGUGUGUAUGGGAUAUGUUUCACUGGAGGGGAUCUGUAUUCAUUGUGAAUUUGAUAUACGUCAUGCUAACAAGCUAGUAUGGUUAGUUGACGAAUUUUUGUGAAAGUAGAUUUUAAUUUAUUGAUACAAAAAACAGAACUAAGUUAUCAAUUA
Molecule: messenger RNA, 1773 nt
Organism: Papaver somniferum (opium poppy)
Lineage: Eukaryota; Viridiplantae; Streptophyta; Magnoliopsida; Ranunculales; Papaveraceae
Product: protein PELPK1-like
Exons: 1
Coding region: 210-1451 (413 amino acids)
Source: RefSeq, a predicted model, not a curated record